Oryza brachyantha (malo sina) is the source of this 1384-nucleotide messenger RNA. Its product is annotated as cysteine synthase. The transcript has 11 exons. The record is from RefSeq and is a predicted model, not a curated record. Gene Ontology annotation, molecular function: cysteine synthase activity. Gene Ontology annotation, cellular component: cytoplasm. NCBI's taxonomy places the organism in Eukaryota, Viridiplantae, Streptophyta, Magnoliopsida, Poales, Poaceae. Bases 154 to 1131 code for a protein of 325 amino acids.
CGUCUCCAUUUUCUCUCCGCAGUUUCUUGAUCCAUCCGCCUUUCCUCACACGGGCGGCGGCGGGGAGUGGUUGGUGCCACGAAAAACUCCUCCUUUUCCCUUUCUUUUCGCCUCCAAUCUUGCGCAAUUCAUCAGAAAAAGAGAGAUUAGGCAAUGGCGGAAUCAGGCCCAUCUAUUGCGAGCGAUGUGACUGCACUGAUCGGCAAGACUCCACUAGUGUACCUCAACAAGGUGGUGGAUGGAUGUGAGGCUCAAAUUGCUGCCAAGCUUGAGAUCAUGGAGCCCUGCUCCAGUGUCAAGGAUAGGAUUGGUUAUAGCAUGAUUACUGAUGCUGAAGAGAAGGGUCUCAUCACUCCAGGAAAGAGUGUUUUGAUUGAACCUACUAGUGGAAAUACUGGCAUUGGGCUUGCUUUCAUGGCUGCUGCCAAGGGCUACAAGCUAAUCCUGACAAUGCCGGCUUCCAUGAGCAUGGAGAGGAGGAUCAUACUUAAGGCCUUUGGUGCCGAGUUGGUCCUCACUGAUCCACUUCUUGGCAUGAAAGGCGCAAUCCAGAAGGCAGAUGAGUUGGCAGCAAAGAUGCCUAACUCUUACAUUCUUCAACAAUUUGAGAACCCUGCAAAUCCUAAGAUCCACUAUGAGACAACUGGACCUGAGAUCUGGAAGGCCACUGCGGGGAAAGUUGAUAUCCUUAUCUCUGGCAUUGGAACCGGCGGCACAGUAACCGGAACAGGAAAGUACCUCAAGGAACAAAACUCUGAGAUCAAGAUCUAUGGUGUGGAACCAGCAGAGAGUGCCGUUUUAUCUGGAGGAAGGCCUGGUCCGCACAAAAUCCAAGGUAUCGGUGCUGGUUUUAUUCCUGGUGUACUUGAUAUUAAUUUACUGGACGAAGUGAUCCAAGUCUCGAGCGAUGAAGCCAUCAGCAUGGCGAAGCAGCUGGCGCUGAAAGAAGGGCUGCUGGUUGGGAUUUCGUCUGGUGCUGCUGCAGUUGCUGCCAUCAGGGUCGCACAGCGGCCCGAGAACAAAGGGAAGCUCAUAGUUGUCGUCUUCCCCAGCUUUGGAGAGCGCUACCUGUCAUCUGUCCUCUUCGAUUCGAUCAAGAGGGAGGCUGAAAACAUGGUGUUCGAGCCAUGAAAACGUCUCCAUCGUUGUGCUGUGCAGAUUGUGUGUCCAUGGUUUGGGGGCUUUAUAGAGAGAAGGCGUAGCGAGUGCAUUUUUCUCCUCCUGUCUUGAUUUCGGUUGCCAUGUAGUCAAAUGAUCUGAAUAAAGAAUUUGCACCUCGAAUUCUCGAUCAAAAUGUGGGCAUCUGAUCAUGUUCCAAGGGAUUAUAUGUCCAGAUCAUGUAUUUAUCAUGUUUUUAAAGUUAAUCUUAACUGAAGAUUUCAUA